CUUUCAGUGGAACCAGCAUUACUACGCUACACCACCAGUACUCUCCGAUCGAGUGACAAUCGCCACUAGUACUACACCACAAUCGCCACCAGUACUACACCACAAUCGCCACCAGUACUCACCACAAUCACCGCCGGUACUAUGCUCCGACCUCAAUCGCCACCGAUACUAUGCUUCGACCAUAAAAUCGACCACUAUUACAUUCUCCGACCAUAAAUCGACCACUAGUGUGUGUUCCGACCAUAAAUCGACCACCAAUGUGUGCUACGACGAUAAAUCAACCAUCAGUGCAUGCUCAGACCACAAAUCAGCUUCUCCAUUGCUCUGACAACCACUUCGAUUUGAACUCUCAAAUUUGCACUUCCAUUGCACUUUAAUUUUCGAGCAAAUUUGGUUUUUUAUUUAAUUUGGUGAUUGUAAGUGUAUGGAUCAAUUGUUUUGUUUUUGUUACUACUUUGGAGACUUAUAGUUUGUUAACCCACAAUUCCCUGAAAUUAACCCACAAUUCCCUGAAGCACAAAGAAGACAGUGGAGAAGAAGAACCUAUAGGUGUUGUUCAUAUUUUGAAUUGUCUUGAACAAUCUUUUGAAGCAAAUCGAUGGCACAUGUGGGAGAUUCGAGUUGGGACUAUCUCUACAAAUGGACUAAGAAAAAUUGGUGAUCUAAUUGUCAGGGCUAUGGAGAGAGUAGGCAAGGAGGGAGUCAUUACUAUUCAAGACGGGAGGACGGGAAGACACUGGAAAAUCAUUUGGAAGUUGUUGAAGGGAUGAAGUUGGAUAGGGGUUACAUAUCACCAUACUUCAUCACAAAUCAAAAGAAUCAGAAAUGUGUAUGGUUUUGGUUUGCUAAUCUUAGUUAAGCUCGCACAUAUGUUGUGUCGAGGCUUUUUCAUAUGUUUCAUCAUUCUCCUUUUUGUUUAAACUCACUAUGCUCCUGCUAUGUCUGGCAAGAACUCGACGACCCACUAAUUCUUAUUCAGGAGAAAAAGAUCCCAAGCGUUAAUAUUGUUGUGAGAGCAUUAGAGUUAGCUCUGAAGAGACAAAAGCCCCUCUUAAUUGUGGUUGAAGAUAUGGACAGUGAAGCACUUGCUACUCUUAUUUUGAACAAGCUUUGUGCUGAUGGAAUCAAGGUUUGCGCCAUCAAAGCAUCGGGCUUUGGCGAAAACAGGAAAGCCAAUUUGCAAGAUCUCGCUAUUUUAACUGGAGGCCAAGUCGUAACAGAAGAGCUUGGACUGAGCAUUGAAAAUGUGGAGUUCGAGAUACUGGGAACUUGUAAAAAGGUGACUAUCUCCAAGGAUGAUAUUGUCAUUCUUGAUGGUGCUGGUCAGAAGAAGUCCAUAGAGGAACGAUGUGAACAGAUUAAAUCAGCCAUUGAAUUGAGCACAUCUGACUAUGACAAGGAGAAGUUGCAGGAAAGACUAGCUAAGAUUUCAGAGGCUGUUGUUGAAAUGCAUGCUUAAGGGAUCAUUCAGAACUUUUUGUAAACUUAUGUCAACUCUUGAAUUGUGAAAUUAUAUUGUAUAUUUGCUUUUUGUAUAGGUUGGAUAUUUUGCAUUACGAUUAGUUGAUUAAUGUAGUCCUAUGUGAUUUAUUUUUCACUUGAAAAAGAAGAAUAAUGCUUUUAAAUGGUGAUAGGCUUGUGGAAGUGGAUAUCGAAAAGAACUGGAUAUUGAAAAGAACGCGGACAAUUCUGCAUUGAU
Molecule: messenger RNA, 1699 nt
Organism: Capsicum annuum
Lineage: Eukaryota; Viridiplantae; Streptophyta; Magnoliopsida; Solanales; Solanaceae
Product: chaperonin CPN60, mitochondrial
Exons: 10
Coding region: 893-1459 (188 amino acids)
Biological process (GO): protein refolding
Cellular component (GO): cytosol; mitochondrion
Molecular function (GO): ATP-dependent protein folding chaperone
Source: RefSeq, a predicted model, not a curated record